AGAAGCGGUAAAAGAAAAGAAAUUACGGAUUAGAUCAAACGAUGCGCGGGGUGCGGAGCGGCACCGGGAGCGGCCCCGGAGCUCGGCCCGGAGCUCAGCUCGGGACCGGGGGGAGGGAGGCGGGACCGGGCGGGGCUCGGGAGCCGACCCGCUCCAAACCCGCCCCCCGCCGCGGGGAGGAGGCGGUGGCCGAGCCCCCCCCGCUCCGUGCUGAGCCGAGCCGUGCUGCAGCCGUGCCACAGCCGAACCGAGCCGUGCCGGGCUCAGCACCAGCGAACCGAACCGAACCGCACCGCUUCUCGCCGAUGGCGGCUCCCGGUCCCACGCGCGUCCCGGUCCAAGCACGGAGCCGCCGCUGAGCGCUGCGCACCGGCCCGGCCUGCAGAAAGGAGAAAUGUUUGGAGUUUGCAAGGAGCUGAGAUGAGAAAAAGGGGAUGGGAGGUGACUGCGAGUCAGCGCCGCUCUCCGAAGGCUGGCGGUGAUGGGGGUUUAAUGGCUGCACCCAUCAGCUCCCACCAGGUCCAACCUGCUCUGGAUGGACAGAUCCCAGCACUGUCAGAGUUUCAAUGUUCUGACUUGCUCUAAGAUGAAGGUAUGGAAGUUUGCAGCCAUUGCAUCGAUGCUCCUCAGUUCCAUGUUAUCCAUUUUAGUUUGUAGAGACAUGUUCAACGGAAGCCGGACAUACAGCCCCUUGCCUUCCUCGCUGGCCUCACGGGCAUCCUCCUCCUCCUCUUCCUCUUCCUCGCUGCCGGUGGCUCCGCGGAGACCCCCCCGGGCCCUGCCACGCCACAGCUCUCUGCUCUCCCAGUACAGCAGCCUGCUGGAGAGCUACACGGAAGGGGAGAUCCGGCAGCUCAUCUCGGCGCUGGUGGAACGCUACAGCCAGGCCAUGAACUCGGGUGGCCACGAGUUGCCCCUCUUCCCCAAAACGGGCAACCGCAUGAAGCGGGCACGCGCCCGCCACAAACCCUGCGCCCUGAAGGAGCUGGAGGUGAGCGUCAGCGAGUUGGGCCUGGGCUACGAGUCAGAUGAGACCGUGUUGUUCCGCUACUGCAGCGGCACCUGCGAUGCAGCCGUCAGGAACUACGACCUCUCGCUGAAGAGCGUGCGCAGCAGGAAGAAGAUCAGGAAGGAGAAGGUGCGCGCACGGCCCUGCUGCAGGCCGCUCUCCUACGAUGAUGAUGUGUCCUUCUUGGAUGCCUACAACCGUUACUACACCGUCAACGAGCUGUCGGCCAAAGAGUGCGGCUGUGUGUGAAGGGCCGGGUUGGGGGGUGGCCCAAUGGGGGCGAAGGUUACGGUGGGGAUGGGGAUGGACCCCACACCGCCGCCCGCCCCAUGGACCUCCCAUGUCCAGUUGGAGGAGGAGAGACGACCCGUGGACCUACCAUGUCCAUUGGGAAGAGGAAAGAUGCCCCAUGGACCUUCCGUGUCCGUUGGGAGGAGGAGAAAUGCCCCACAGACCCCCCAUGUCCACUGGGACCCUCCAGGUCUGUGGGGGAGGAAGAGAGAUGCCCCACAGACCAUCCAUGUCCAUUGGGAGGAGGAGAGAUGCCCCACGGAUCCUCCACGUCCGAUGGGAGGAGGAGUGAUGCUCCACGGACCCUGCAUGUCCACUGGGACCCUUUUUGUCCAUGGAGGAGAAGAAGAGGUGCCCCAUGGACCCUCCAUGUCCAUGAGGGAGGAGGAGAGAUGCCCCAUGGACCCCCACAUGUCCAGUGGGAGGAGGAGAGACUGCAAUGCUCGCAUGGCCCCGAGCGCUGCUCCCUGCCCACAUGUGUGCACUGUGACCGUGGGGCUGCAGAGGAAAGUGUAAGUGUGAGUGUUGUCCCACUGAGUGGGUUCCCAUCAGCUGACCCUCCAGUUGGGUGUGCGACACAGGCGCUGGGCUCAGGGUGUGACACACACUCAGGGUGUGCUGCACGUGGGGUGUUGUGCACAGAUGUUGUCCCUGUCGUCGUGCACUGGUUGUUGUCACACAGAUGUGUCACCCGAUGAGGGGUUGUGAGCUACACAUAGAGGUGACAGGGAUGUGUGUGCAGGGUCCAACGUGUGCAGUGUAGGGUGCCUGGCGUUACGACGUGCUGUGGGCACAGGGGGUGUUGGAUGGCUACGGGUGCCCCAGGUAUGGCUGACAUCCCCUGUUUUCACUGUGUCCAUGCUGGGGUCCCCGUGCUGUGCCUCAAAGCCCCACGUUGGGUGCAGAGCUGCAUGCACUCCGUCUCCAUUCCCCACACCCCAUCCCCUUACUCCCUGCAGCUGCUGCUUUGUAGGAUAAUCUGCAGUAACUGGAUUAAGCCCACGGCCCCUCCGCCUGCAGCCGGGCUGGAGACGUGCCACUGCCAUGGAGGUGACACAGAGCCAUGGGGCCACCAGCACGGCUGGGCUGCAGCAGGUGAGGAUCCCCCAAAGCUGGCCCAGGGCAGCACAGCUCGGAGCGCAUGCAGGACAGGGCUCAGGCCUGGGCUUUGGCUCCGCUUCGCAUUUACAGCAGUGUCACUCUUGUUUACUCUGCGGAGAAAUAAAUGAGACCGCAGACUUUUGCAUUCUCCGGGCAGGCUAAAUUUGUUGCCUGGGAUUGAUGGGUUUUCUCCCCUUGGCCCUCUUCCCAGAAAAAGCAAAUCAUAAACAGAAGGAGAAUAUUGGUGUCGUGUCCUGGGCAUGGAGGAAGAACGCUCCGAUGGCAGCGCUCCACUGGGGGACCUCUGUGCCAUAUUGGGACCAUGGCCACUGGGGACAUGGGCAGGAUUUUAGGGUGGUGGUGACAGAGGUUACCCCAAAAGAAGCAAAUGCAGGAGGAUCUGUGCUUGUGACCCACGCUGUGCCCACAGCUUGCUCCUGCCCUCAAAUAAAGCAACACAACGCACCCAAAUCUAAUAAUAAUAACUGCGCUCUGAAGGGCUUGGGCACGUUCCAGUUCUCACUACUAUAAAACUAAAAUUAGUUGUGUUGCAGAAGCCUCCAGUUAAACAAGCAAAAAAAAAAAAAAAAAAGAAAGAAAGAAAGAAAAACCAACCAACAAACAACCAAACAACCAAACCCCAAAGGCACUGCAGCACAGGAAGGUGCUCAGAGCAGAGCAGCAGGGUGAGCACCGAGCUCCCCGUGUCACCAGGAGCGCAAAGGUGAUGCUGAGGUUUUGCAGCUGCUGUGUUGCUCCUGGUGUCAGGUUUUGGAGAUGUGUUGGAGAUACCCACUGCUUUCGGGGCUUGCAGGGCUGAGGUCAGCAGCAGCUUUGCACCCUCAUGCUGCUGAACUGGUGCACUUUGCAACCCCAAAAGCACCCCAAAGCAUUGGGAAACCCCCAGUGCGAAGCGUGUUGCAAAGCAACGCGGAUAGCUGCAACGCCUCUUCCUUUUUUUCCCCCCCUUUCCUUUUUCACCCCACGCGGAGGUGCGGGGGAAGUGGCUGACGUUGGCAGCGUGUGAUGGUUCGAGGAGUGCAUCUGGGCUGCAGCUGCACUGUGCAGCCACACAACACCCGGGGGACGAGCAGGGCCAACGCGGCCAUCACCCAACCGUGGCUUUUGCUUGCGUGUCGCUUUUGUGCGUGUCACUCAGGGUUGUCCUCUUGGGGACACGUGUGUCCUCCAGCUCCGGGAGCAUCGUCCUGUCCCGCAAUGCCUGAGCAAGGAAAUGUGGUUCCAAUAGAACCGCCGCUCUUUCCCUUAAUGCUUUCCAUUUCUACAGCCCUCUCCGCUGUAAUAGGAGCUGGAGCUGUCUGGAAGAAUGUCUACAAUGCAGAAAAGGCAAAAGGAUGGAAAAUUCCCCGCUCAAAGCUACGGCGCAAUCUCAUCUGGCUCUCUUCCUCAUCACCCCAUGCGUUACUGAUUGCUAAUAACGGUGUGCAACAUCUGUUGGGUGGUGUUUUUGGGAUUUUUGGGGCAUCUUCAACCCUGCAGCUUGCCCAUCACCCAAGGCAGGAGACGAGGGCUGGAAACGACGACGAGAUGUUUAGAACUAUUCCAGUGGUUGUGACAGCGCAAAAUAUGAGUGUUAUGUUAUCCCGACUCUCUGAUAAUGAGUUAUGGGACGUUUCAUUGUGUUUUACUAUACACAUCCCCAUAUGGCCGUGCAGUGUUUGGGUAACUCUGGCUCUGGCUCUGGUUCGGCUCCGCCUGUCACUUGCAUCAGUCGGGAUCCCAUUUGCCAACAUGGGCGCACUCCCGAUUUGGUAUCGGUGAGGGGGAAUGGGCCUAACAUCAUUGUUUCCACUCGGUGAAAGCACUGGCAAACGUUGAGUCCUUUAUUUAAACAGGUUCAGAAAUGUGCUGGGAAGAAAUCAUUUCUCCCAGUUUAUCAAGACAAAUGGUUUUUCGGCUGUAUUCGAGACCUCAGCCACCAUCUCUUCAUAAAUAGGGCCACCACAUGGUUUUGUUCUUGGUUAAACAAGGCAGAACCUCCGAGUUGAGGCCCAAGAGGAAGAAAAGAAGGGAAGAAAAAGGAAAAAAAAGGAGAGAUUUGGCAGCCAUGGGCAGGAGAAGGGUGAGCGCGGGAGGAGGCAGCCCCAUCCCCACAUCCCCAUGUCCCCAACAUCCCCAUAUCCCCACAUCCCCACAUCCCCAUAACCCCACGUCCCCAUGUCACCACUCAAUGCCAUUGGUGCAACCCCAUUUCCCCUCUGGUAUUGUCGGCUCUGUCCGACCAUCUGCAGAAGUUGAUGCAAUGCAUCUAUAUUUUAGAUACUCCCUAUUUAUUCGAAGUAACUUAUGUUAUUUAUUUAGAUACCAUAGUGUGCCAUCUAUGUAACGCGUUCUUUCUCUCUCUCUGUGUUUUUUUUUUUUUGUUUGUUUGUUUUUUUAAGAUUUUAUUUAUUGAUCCAAAUGGUGCCAAGUGCAGUUUACAUUUAUUACAUUUUUACCAUUUAUUCUAAACGUUGGGGGAAAAAAAAAAAAUGCAGUAUGAUAUUAUUUUUUUUAAACAAACAUAAACUCGGGUGUGAUGCUGUUACAUACUCACGAUAAAGUGAAAAUAAAAGGAGAAUUAUAUUGAUUUCUCUGUGGUUGUGUCAAUUUCCGUGGGGUUUUCAACUUACUGCUGCCUCCGAGCGAGUCAUUGAGGUGUGGCAUUAAGUCCCCAACGUGGGGAUGGGGACGAGCAUGGGAAAUGUGGGUUUUCUCUUGGAAGAGCAGAGAGGGUCCAUGUGGCUCUCUGCAGGCUAAAGGGGCGGAUGGAGCUCGACUUUAUUUUCCCAUUUCCUGCAGAAACCUCCAUGUGCAUCCGCCAACAGCCCCUGUUUGUAUCAUUCCAUCAUCACAAAGAUACACUGAUGCGGAAUCACUGAUUUAAAACAUUACCAGGGCUGGGUUGUUGCCUGUAUGAGUCUGUACUGGUUUGGCCACAGAAAUAAUUGUCCUCAUCGCCUCCGCAUGAAGGCUCUUCCACUUGGGUUGGCUCAAAGCUGACGUGUCCCGUAGGGAUGCACCAAUUCUGGCAAAAUCACGUCCAAAAAAAAAAAAAUUUUUUUUUAAAGGAAAGACGGGGAGAAAGAGAAUGCGAGGUUUUGAUAAGGUCAGCCAGAAACGUGUUUCAUUUGCUCAUCCGGAAGCAGAGCUGAGGUUAGAAAAGUUUUAUAGGGAAAACAACUCGCCGUCAGCAGCAGCGUUGGCUGUGGUUUUGUUGCUCCUCGUAUUAAGACGAUGACGAUGGUGGUUAAUAUUUUGCCUUGGGAGAAACGUUGCAAUAUGGAAUCCCAGCCAAGUUCAGCCCUCAACCACUCAUCCAAGCAGCACUUGUUCGUUCCAUCUUUACCACCCAUCAGCCCCAGGUGUCUGCCUCUUUCCAUGGGCAGAAGGGAACAGGCGAAAACGCCGUUGAACCCAAAAAAGUUUAUAGCAGUUUUUCAGGAAUGGAAAAAAAGGUCUGUUUAUCUUCCCCCCGUCGUGCCACCCAGAGAUCUGACAUCUCGUGGCCGACUCAACCACUCGCCCCUGAAGCUCUGCUCUGUAAAUAUUUUACGAAGCAUCUUUUGAGGCUCAUAAAUCUCCAUCUGCGCCCGCGUGCGCGGGAGUGUUGGGGGGGUGUGUGCUCCAAAAACUGUGAUCCUGCUGCUGGCCUGCCCGAAAAAAAUAGAAGAGAAAGGAAAAAAAAAAACCAAAAACCAAAGACAAAGUGAAGUUUUAAUGAUCAAAUUGGAGAGGGCUGCUUGGAAACUCUGACUCAUCCAGAAAGAAAAUAAUGUUUGCAGGUGACAAAGUACAGACAGGUCAUGCUCCUGGGUUGGGCUGAAGGGAUUUUGAGUGCCAUUUCUUGGGGUUGAGGAGUGUGUUGCUUGCUUGGAUGUGGGGGAUUUUCACUGGCUGGUGCCAGCUGUAAAGCCCCGACAUUUGGUAUCCAUGUUUUUAAGUAGAAAAGGAAACAGCUGAGAAAUGGGACGGAUGUCUGCCCAUAGGUUCAGGAAAGCUGGAAAGCAGAGGUUUGGGGUUGGGGUUGGUUCAGGUUCCUUCGUGCACUCAGGACAAAACUGGCAGGGAUGAAGCUCGGAGGGCUCCAUCUCCUGUGUUUUCAGAGUUUUGGUUUGUUUCAGCCAUUUCUCUUCCCAUCCCCACCUGCAAUGCUGCACUACACGGGGAUUUCUUUUUCUCUCACGCUCUGCCUUUCCUCUCCACUCCUGGUAGCCCUACAGAGCAGAGGUUCCAUGGGUAGGAAGCUCAGCGGAGCCAUGGGGAUAUUUUCUAGGAUGCUGAAAAUACUUGGAGUCAGGGGACACUGCAUUCUUCCAGGCCAUGAGGGGACAGGGAUGUCCCAGAGGAGGGACAGAAGCCCACACCAUGCCAUGCCAGCUGGUACCGAGGAAGGCUGACCACCUCCUGCCUUAGAUUGCAACUGUCUGCUUAGAUCCUGCUCCAAAAACUCAACUUUUUUACAUUAUUCUUUCUCCACUUCCCCAUGAGGAUCAGCCUCUUGCUCUCCUUUUCGGGAAGCAAACCUCUCCCCUUUGUUUUUCAGACCAUCUCUACCCAAAAGCAUCAGCUGAGAACAUUUCAGCCCGGCUCCUAUCACCUUUGGGUGAAGGCAGGGGAGGAUUUGGGGGGAGCAGGGACUGAAGGAGCCCCUCACACUGACGUAUGGCAUUUUCCCAAGUGGGUGCAGAUGGGAAAAACCAGCCCCAGGCCCCGCGGCGCAGCCAUCCAGAUGUUUCCUUCGAUUAAGUCACCCCUUCCAGAGUUUCCCAACUGUGGUGUCAGCUUUCUCAUCCCAUAAGGAACUCAGCCUGUGUGUGCCUCCAUGUCACUGAGGAGGGGAAGUUUCAUGCUGGAUUUUGUCCUGACGUUCCCAUGUCCCUGCCAGCCUUUCCUUGGCAGGAAGAAGCCGCUCACCUGCAGAAUAUUAGUUCUUUCUAAUCACAUCUAUCUCAGCUCAGUCAACAGCAUUAACAUCUUACAUUUCUCCAGCUGCUCAGGACCUGAAGGGCUUAGAGAUGGGAAAACACCACGUCGGUCAGUGCAUCUAGGAGAUAAAGGAAAGGUGUGUGUCUGCAGGCAGGCAAGGCAGGAGCAGAAGCAUGGGCAAAUAUUUGGCAAUAGAGAUGGUUGCUUCACAAAUAUUUUGCUCUUCUUUGAAGCAGUCAGCAAGCACACGGCCAAGGAAGAUGUGGCAUGUUUCUCUGUGUGAAUUUCUUUGCUAAGAUCCAGCAAAGGCUCUUCAAGAAACGAAGCAGCGUUGGUGAGGCCCCAUCUAGAUGGGUACCAUCAGAAGGAUGGGAAAUAGAGGAGGGAUUAAAGUUCAGAUUUCAGAGUGAAGGAUUUAUUCUUAGGCUUGUGAUGCUCAGUAUAUUCAACCAAUCUGCAAAGCAGAGAGAGAAAAUAAACAGGCGACAGUGCUAAAGACAAGGUCUUGCUGGUGGGUCAUCAGCCACAGAAUGACUGUGCAAGGAAAUGCAGAGGAAAAUCUUUACUAAAUGGUGCUGAUGGAGAAAACAAUUGUGUCUCUAUAUGCAUCGCUGGACUUGGAGCUGACUUUCCUCGUGGAAACAUCCUGGGGCUACAACAGACCUUUGGAAACCUCUGCUCAGGGCUCAGCAGCAGUCAGGAAGACAAGCUGGAUGUCCGGAGGUGGCAGCAGGGAGCUUGGGCUGUCUCCAUGCAGCUUAUCUCCAUGCAGUGGGGCUCCCCAGUUGGAAAGUAAACUUUCCAGUAGCAUGACCUGGAAAGCAGCAGGAAGUUCAAUAAAGGUCAAACACAAAAAGGUGUUUGUAAUGCGUGGCCUGGAGCACGGCCAUCAGCUGAUGGCAGAAGUUGGGAUGUUUGGGCACACAGGAGGAGGCAGCCCGUGACACAGCUGUGCUCAGCAUUUCCUUGCCAUAGGGUGCUGCACGUGUGAAAACUUCACUGCGCUUUCAGGGCCAUCCGUGUCACUUUACCCACACCAGUGUGCCCCUGUCAGAUCCUUCCCCACAUUCACGCUGUCUCACUAAGCUGUCCAAAAAACAGACUUGUAAAAUAAGGACAGCAGCCUCCUGCCUGCUGAGCAUCCUGAUGCAGCACCCUAAAGGCAGAGCCUGAGGCAAAGAGAGGUCAGGAGGGAGGAGCUGCACAGCACGGCCACCCCUUCCAGCUGCAGCUUUGCACAGUACAAAGUCCUUGAAGCAGAUUUACGACUGUAUAAAUUGCUUCUCCACCUUCCCCUCUCUACCCCUUGCUUCUGCCUUACAAUCAGUGGAGUCCAUCCAGAACUGUUUUCAGAGACUGGAGGUUAAAAAAAAAAAAAAAA
Molecule: messenger RNA, 8711 nt
Organism: Phasianus colchicus (ring-necked pheasant)
Lineage: Eukaryota; Metazoa; Chordata; Aves; Galliformes; Phasianidae
Gene: NRTN
Product: neurturin
Molecular function (GO): receptor tyrosine kinase binding; glial cell-derived neurotrophic factor receptor binding; growth factor activity
Source: RefSeq, a predicted model, not a curated record